UCAGCCAGACUAGCUUGUGGGUUAAGUUGCCAAAGUAGUUAGCUAAGGGAGAGUGAGGAGUGCGGGGCAGCCUGAGAGGAACAUCAUGUAGUUUAACCCAGGCUGUGCUACUUUAAAUGUUGCUACCUCUGUGUUCCUCCCUCCCGCUUGUUCACCUGGAAACUUUGUGUUUUUAACGUCGGACCGACAUUAUGUUCCUGCGCGGGUCUAAAAAGCGACGGUCGAGCCGCUCGCAGGAGGAAGAGGACCCAGACAGAGGCCAGCCCUGCAUGCGCUGUGGAGACCAGUGCCCCGGCUUCCGUGUCCAUGGCUGGAGGAAAAUCUGUGUGCACUGCAAGUGUGUGCGAGAGGAGCACGCCGUGCGCUCGGUGCCGGGCCAGCUGGAAAAGAUGAUGACAAAGCUGGUAUCAGACAUCCAGAGACACUCCAUCUCCGAUGACGACUCAGGCUGUGCCUCCGAGGAGUACGCAUGGGUCCCACCUGGGCUCAAGCCCGAACAGGUAUACCAGUAUUUUAGCUGCUUACCAGAGGACAGGGUGCCUUAUGUGAACAGUCCAGGGGAGAGAUACAGAAUCAAACAACUGCUGCAUCAGCUGCCAGCCCACGACAGUGAGUCCCAGUACUGUAACUCUCUGGAUGAUGAGGAGAAGAAGGAGUUGCGGCUGUUCAGUCAGCAGAGGAAAAGAGAAAACUUGGGCAGAGGCGUCGUCAGACUCUUUCCAGUAACUAUGAUGGGAGCCAUUUGCCAGCAGUGUGGCAGACAGAUCUGCGGUGGAGACAUAGCAGUGUUUGCCAGUCGGGCCGGACAGGGCAGCUGCUGGCACCCUCAGUGUUUCCAGUGUGCCUCCUGCAGUGAGCUGCUGGUCGAUCUGAUCUACUUCUACCAGGACGGACAGAUCUACUGUGGCCGGCACCACGCCGAGAGGCUCAAGCCCCGCUGCCAGGCCUGCGAUGAGAUCAUUCUAGCAGACGAAUGUACAGAGGCAGAAGGAAGAUACUGGCACAUGAAGCACUUCUGUUGUUUUGAGUGUGAGGCUGCGCUAGGCGGUCAGCGUUACAUCAUGAGAGAGAGUCGACCGUACUGCUGCUCCUGCUACGAGUCUCUGUAUGCAGAGUACUGCGAUACCUGCGGAGAACACAUAGCUAUCGACCAGGGCCAGAUGACGUACGAGGGUCAGCACUGGCACGCUGUGGAGUCAUGUUUCUGCUGCGCCCGCUGUCGACUGCCUCUGCUGGGGCGCCCCUUCCUCCCUCGAGGGGGGCUCAUCUUCUGCUCCAGGCCCUGCUCGCUGGGCGAAGACCCCAAUAACUCCGACUCCUGCGACUCGGCGCUGCAGAGCAAACCACCUCAGCAUAGCAGACGCUCUGGCACAGCAGAGAAACACCAGCAGCAACAGUGUGGUUCUCCACUGAAGCCACUAGAGGGCAUCACUAUAACUGCAAAAGACUGCAUUCACACUGCAGUGGAAAACAAAGGUGUCCACUGCACUGCUCCAGUUCAGAACGGAGUUCCUGCACCCAAUGGUCAUCCUCAUCCAAGAGGGUCCUACUCACCUCUUCCCCACAUUCAUCUAGGAAACGGCUUAGGUCCAUCUUGGCCCAGCGACAUUCCACACUACAGUUUACUCCCGGAGGACAGUGGUGUCAAACCUCCAGUCGGUGGUCUUCAGUGCCAGGGAGAGCUAAAUGAAAACGCUGGGCGAACUGGUCUCAAUUCAAGAGGAACCUCGACUGCUAAAGACUGUAGGAACUGGGUGGAAAGGACGAAUCAGGCUAUGCAAGUAUUUCCUACCCAGAAAAAUGUGAACCGCAUCGUUUCACCCGAGUCGCCUCCCCUCUCUCCCAACAACACAUCCAUCCUCCCACCUCCUUUGCCCGUCAAAUCCCGUGACUCGAUAACCCAGGAGUCACCCCCACCGAACGUCCCCCGACCAGAGGACAGACCCUCGGAUUCUCCACCCCCGCUGACUCGCAGUGGCACAGCUAGAGUCAGCUUCAGAGAACCAAUCAGCAGCAGUUACUCCCUUGAUGAGGAAGAUGACGAAGAAGAGAAUGAAGAGGAGCUGCAAGAGGGCGAGGAAGACCAGCAGGCCGAAGUUGAGGUGGAGGGAGGUUUCGGAAGCAGGUUAAAUCUACAGAAAGGCGUCCCACCGCAGAUGGACCUACUUGAUGGAUCCUCUUACCAUCAGCGGAGUCUGAGGCGAGGGUGGAGUCAUUGCCGCAUGCCCUCUGACCCCACCCUCUAUCCGGGCGCAGAGAGGCGAUCCCGAAGCUCGCAGCCCGACCGGCCCCGGCUGGACACCCUGGACUGGAGAGGCAAGAAGGAAAAGGACAGCCAGGGCUCCUCCAACGCCUCCUCACUGACCCUCCAGCCGGGCCACCACAAACACGAAGACUCCUGUUCUACAUGCUCCUCAUCCUCAGAGGAGGAGGAGGAGGGCUACUUCCUUGGACAGAAAAUACCUCUGCCCCCGCAGCUCAGAAAACAGCAGCCUGAGGAGGAUCAAGACAGGGAGGGAGAGGAGGACAGGGAGGUGCAGAGAGACUGGGGACUGAGAGGCAGCAUAAAUCGGAGAAGAGCUCACAGUCUUGGUGCAAAGGACAAAGAUAAAAACUGUGCUAUUUCCUAACCCCCAACAGCGUGUUCGUUUCUAAACUGUGGUGCAGAAGGAGAAGUAAUGGCCCUUCGUUAUUCUGGUGUUCGAGUUUUAUGAUGGUGACGACAAAAACUGACUCUUCCAAAGGGGAACCACAGCUGUUGUUCCUACGUAGCGCAAAGGAAGGCAAAUUAAACCUCGCUUUAUGGUAUUGACUUCACACUGUUCAAAUUUGAGAUGUUACAUCGUAGAAAACGAUGCACACGGUGUAUGAAUCAUGGGAGUAGUGAUAGAUGUCGAAGGAUUACUGGUUACGAUUAUGUUUGGAACUGUUUGAGCUGUUGUGGCCCUGCAGUUACAUGUCACUGCUUUUAGUCAUUACCAUCAUUUACAUAUGCAAGCCUCCGGUAGCACCUGGAACUGACAGCACAUUCCUCCAUCACUGUUUGCAAAAAAAAAAAAAAGAAAAGAAAAAAGAAUAUAAAGUAUAUCUUAUUUUAACUAUGCUGUAACCAUUUCUGUGCUUUUAUGUGCAAUUUUUUAUAUGGUUGUAAUAUAGUACAGUUAAGAAUACUACACGGCCAAAUAGUAUGUGACGGAGUAUGAUUACUUCAGCAAACUGUGGUAGUUUUCUACUGUCAAAAUCAAAAGGAUUUGUGUGAAUUUGGGGGGUUAAGUUUGUUUUUUGUGUGUGCGUGUGCGUGUGCGUGUGCGUGUGUGUGUGUGUUGUAUAGUCCUAACAAAAAACUGCAAAAUCUGUACACAUUUUUCAAGUCUCUAAUCACGUAUGGCUUAAAUGUCAUUUAUUUUUAUAUACUUGGUGUAGGUCACUGUUCCUUCUUGUUUAAUUUUGGGUAAAGAAAGAGAUGAUCAUGACAACAACUGUAUGGUGACAUUAAAUUUGUCUAAAUUG
Xiphias gladius (swordfish) is the source of this 3510-nucleotide messenger RNA. RefSeq names its product prickle homolog 3 (gene prickle3). Lineage: Eukaryota; Metazoa; Chordata; Actinopteri; Istiophoriformes; Xiphiidae. The transcript is spliced from 11 exons. Gene Ontology annotation, molecular function: zinc ion binding. The record is from RefSeq and is a predicted model, not a curated record. Bases 192 to 2630 code for a protein of 812 amino acids.